Messenger RNA from Hypoxylon fragiforme, 750 nucleotides. RefSeq lists its product as uncharacterized. The record is from RefSeq and is a predicted model, not a curated record. The coding region runs from base 1 to 750 and encodes 249 amino acids. Lineage: Eukaryota; Fungi; Ascomycota; Sordariomycetes; Xylariales; Hypoxylaceae. The transcript has a single exon.
AUGUCCUCUCCCACCUCUAAACAUCUCCCACGCCAGCCCCCCCGGCCCGGGUCCCUAUGGCGCCUAGACGUCCUCUCAACCGGCGAAUGCAACACCACCAGCCCCGCGCCCCCCUUGAAGCCUCAGCAACUCACCUGGACCUCGCUCCCCUCAGGCCGCGGACUCCUAGCCACCACCCCGUCAUCCCAAGCCGAAGCCCGCGACGUCCCCGACGACACCAAGCGGCGAUAUCUCUCCGGCGGGUACCUCGCGCCGCCCGAAGGCUUCUGGCUCGUCUACCUCGACGGCAUGCGCUGGUACCCUUCCUCGCCGGAUUUCGUGAAGUUCGGCUCCGCAACGCGGCGCACCCCGCGCUUCCUCAACAGCGACGGCGACGCCCUGGGGCCCACCGUGUCCGGCGCGGCGGGGUGCGAGACGCCGAUGUUCUCGUACAUACCGCGGAACCUGCCGGUGUGGGACGGCGACGACCGCACGUCGUCGUCCCUGGCGUUCGACGAGCCGCGGAUCACGCGCGUGUAUGUCAAGGACGGGCGGGAGGUGCUCGUGGUGCCGAACGGGAGGCUGAUGGUCUGGGUUAGGGGGCCCAGGGAGGACGUGCCGCUGGAUUGCUUGAAUGCGCUGAGGAGGCACGCGGGGGUGAUCAAUACGUCCGAGCCGUUGGAGAGGUUCCCGAGCGCGAGGUGGGCGGUUGUGGCGGAGGUUCCGGCGGCGAUUAGGCGGGUGGUUUGGGAGAUGGGGGAGGUGAGAUGA